CCUUCAUCUCCAGCUACUAUGUUCUCCCUUUCUCUCCCUGCCCUUUAUACUAUAUAUUAAUAUAUAAAUAUGUGCAAUCAUAGCAUUAUCAUUACCAAUUAAUCUCAUUAUAAUCAUCAAGUCCAUAUUAGAAAGAGAGAAAACAUAGCUAUCUAGGCUUAACACAAACAUAAAGCAUAAAGAAGAAACAUGGGAAGAGCUCCUUGCUGUGACAAGGCCAGCGUGAAGAAAGGACCUUGGUCGCCUGAGGAAGAUGCCAAACUCAAGGACUAUAUCGAGCAGCACGGCACCGGCGGAAACUGGAUCGCCUUGCCUCAGAAGAUAGGUCUCAAGCGAUGUGGGAAGAGCUGUCGGCUUCGAUGGCUAAACUAUCUGCGUCCCCAUAUUAAACAUGGAGGAUUCACAGAGGAAGAAGACAACAUUAUUUGCAGCCUCUACAUCAACAUUGGAAGCAGGUGGUCUAUAAUCGCUGCACAAUUACCUGGUAGAACCGAUAAUGACAUAAAGAACUACUGGAACACAAGGCUUAAGAAGAAGCUCCUUGGCAAGCAACAGCGAAAACAACAAGAAGCAAGGCGAUCCAUGAGCUUCCAAAAGGCGCGAGAUAUUAAGAGACAGAAUAAUCAUCAUCAUCGAGAUAGUAACUUGAUCAUGUUUCCUGCAGGAUCCACAACACUAGACAUGAGCCAAACCCAUAUCACCAGUAGUAUUAGUAGUUAUCCUUAUUAUAAGCCAGCAGAGGUAGCAGGACUCGUGAUGAACAAUCAAGAUGAUGAUCAUCAUCAUCUCAAAGAUGACAACCAAGCAGCGUCCGUCAGGAACUUGCUCGUCAAACUUGGAGGAAGGUUUUCAAAUGAUGAUCAUCCUCAAUAUCCACAGCCAAUUACAAACUCUCUGCUAUAUCCACCAAUUCAAAUGUUUACGCCAGAAAAUGAACUAUAUGCUCACUACUCCUCGUCCAUCCCUUGUUUUACUGUGAAUCCCACAAGUACUAGUACUGCUACUGUUUGUCCUCAUCAGUUACCAAGCAAUAUUGAAGAGGGUCCUGAUCAUAGUGAUAUGUUUGUGCAAGAAAUAGAAAACUUGGCAGUUGAGUUGGAUGAAUUGCCACAACAGUUGGAUGAUUUGGAAAGUUGCUUGAUUGGAAUGGAGAUGGAGAUGGAGAUGGAGAUGGUGAUGAGCACUACUACAACUGGGACAAGUAGUACACCUUCCGCAGAAAGCAGUAUUAAUAGUAGUUGGGGAGAUAUGAUGAUGAUGAGCAACUGCAACUGCAACUCUCUUGUUUAUUAUCCUCAUGAUCAAAUUGUUUCAGACUACUCCAACUUAAUUUGAAGACUCUUUGGACUGCUUCAUCAAUAAACACAUGGGUGGGUUAAUUUGCUUUUUAAAUCGCUGCAUUACUAGAGAAAAUAACAACAGGGAGAAUCCUCAGUUUAGAAAUUUGUUUGUUUUAAUUAAUUUGUACUUGCCUUACGUGUAUCCGGCCAUCUUAAUUUGACCAUCAUUUUCUGAUACCUCUCUUAACUACGAUCGAGUUAUUUACAUACAUAUCUGACAUAUAUGUUCUA
Molecule: messenger RNA, 1571 nt
Organism: Tripterygium wilfordii
Lineage: Eukaryota; Viridiplantae; Streptophyta; Magnoliopsida; Celastrales; Celastraceae
Product: transcription factor MYB15-like
Exons: 3
Coding region: 190-1335 (381 amino acids)
Source: RefSeq, a predicted model, not a curated record